UGCGCUUUUGGUGUAAAUUUAGGCCUAUAGUUUUAUAUUCUAAAUGCAGCAUGAAAAGAUGUUAUAUUGUGUUGGUUUUCCACUUCUUCUUUUUUUGUUAGUACGUGGUUUUCCUCUGAAAUCCGAGACAACCUCAGUGUACAAGGUUAAUAUUAGCUGUAUUGUUUGCAUCUUUAAGAACUGACAAAUUUUUUCAUCGUAUUACAGGGAUUGUUGCCUUGCUCUCCCCAACAUUUUCUAUUUUUUCAUCUUUCUUCAUUGAUUUUAUUUCUCAUUUUUAUAAUAUUUCAUGUCAAAUGGCGAAUCAUGCUUCGUCCUCUUCUCAUUCUCAAUUCAUUUAUUGUAAUGAUUUUGAUGAUGCGUCAUUAUUAGGCGAGCUAAAUCUAGCUCCCCUUUAUGAUUUCGAGAAUGAUCUGUUAGGACCUAUUGAACCACCAAUUGGAAAUAAACCACUUUAUGAAGUAGGAAUUGCAAAUGAAAUUGAUCCGUUUGUUGACGUUGAACCCACCACUACACAUGAGCGUGUCGAUGAUGGUGAAUGUGUAGAUGUGAUGCCUGAAAAGAAUGAUAAGAAAAGAUGGGUCAAGAGGACGUUUUGUGAUUCAAGUACGGUAACUAAGGAAAUGAUUUCAAGCUUUUUCCAUUUACCAAUAAAUGAAGCAGCCGUUCAAUUGAAGAUGGGAGUUACAGUUUUAAAGGUUCGUUGCAGGGAAUUAGGAAUCUCCAAAUGGCCUCAAAAGAAGCUCUUGAGGCUGGAUGAUGACGAGGCGGCAAGAAAAAUGAAAGUUGGGGAUGUAAAGUUUAAACAAAUCUGCAGGAAAUGUGGUGUCAAUCGAUGGCCGUAUAUGAAGUUGAAAAGUAUGGAUCGACUAAUUCAAAGCGUUAAAACCAUGAGUAAGUUCAAGAAAAAAUCUAACCAGGAUGAGAGGGUUAAAGUUCUACAAAUGGAAAAAGAGCGGAUGAUGAGAGACCCAAGAGUUGAGUUUAGUUUCGAAACUAUAAAAAUCAAAAACUCUUCUUGGAGGAAGAAAAGAUAUAAGUACUUGACGAAGCUUUCUUAUUCUGCACAUGAUGCAAGUUCAUCUACAACUGUUGAUGUCAAAUCUGAAGGGAUUAAUUAAGUUCUUUAAUCUGUACGCUAAGCUUGUUAUCCUGUCUUUAAUUUUAUGAAUGAAAUUUUUAGCUACUCAU
Molecule: messenger RNA, 1191 nt
Organism: Ipomoea triloba (trilobed morning glory)
Lineage: Eukaryota; Viridiplantae; Streptophyta; Magnoliopsida; Solanales; Convolvulaceae
Product: protein RKD3-like
Exons: 3
Coding region: 297-1121 (274 amino acids)
Molecular function (GO): DNA-binding transcription factor activity
Source: RefSeq, a predicted model, not a curated record